Molecule: messenger RNA, 2103 nt
Organism: Lathyrus oleraceus (garden pea)
Lineage: Eukaryota; Viridiplantae; Streptophyta; Magnoliopsida; Fabales; Fabaceae
Exons: 3
Coding region: 946-2103 (385 amino acids)
Biological process (GO): DNA repair; telomere maintenance
Molecular function (GO): DNA helicase activity
Source: RefSeq, a predicted model, not a curated record
CUUUAUAUUUGUUUUCAUGACAAAUAUAAUGUAACUCCCCCUUUAGAGUGGGAAGUAACUUCCACAUAAUAUUAACCGUAUCUUUUUUAUAAGAAUGAAAAACCAACAUUUUUAUAAAUCUCAUAUUUUUCAUUUUAUCAUGUAACUUCCUUCAAUAACUACCAUCUUUGAUUUACACUUUCAAGUUGUGUGAUAAAAUGACCCUUAUUAACAUUGCAACUAUUGUUUCUUCUCGAUCUUCAUUUUUCUCCAAAAAUGAUGUUUUGUGUGACAGUGGAAGAAAAGAGGUUAUGAAAUGUCAGUUUCAUUUCUCUAGCAUAUUUCUCAUUUCUAUUAAUGUAGCGGUAAAUUCAUGAUCAUCAAGCCAUGGAUAAGCUACCCAUCAAAUAACAAGAGUCGUCACCGCACUUUUAUUGUUUCCAAGGGAAAAGGGGAAAAAUACGAACAAAACCCAAAAGUAAGAAGUUUUUAAAUCAAAACUAAUAAAAUGUCAGAGAUUAUGAUCUCCCAUCUUUACCCCCUAAUACAAUAGACAGAGGUACAGUUUUAAGUAUCAUACAAGAGGAGCUAGUGAUCGAUAUCCCCAAUGAAGAUAUUGAAUUUGUUGCUAAGUUAAAUAAUGAUCAAAUGAUUGCAUUCAACACCAUUAUGAAUGUAAUUGUUCAAAAACACAGUGGGGUAUUUUUUGUUGAUGGUCCAGGAGGAACAGGUAAAACAUUCCUUUAUAGAACAUUAAUGGCAAAUUUAAGAAGUAGAGGAGAAAUUGUCUUAGCAAUUGCAUCAUCUGGUAUAGUUGCAACAUUGUUACCCGGUGGUAGGACUGCACACUUUCGAUUUAAGAUACCUAUUGAUAUUCAACCGAGUUCCAUUUGUGGUAUUCAAAAGCAAAAGGAUCUUGCAAAUCUCAUUAGAGUUGUUGUCGCAAUAAUUUAGGAUGAAGCACCAAUGACAAACAAAAAUUGUUUGGAAGCCUUAGAUCGAUCAUUACAAGACAUUUGUAGCAACAAUGCUCCAUUUGGUGGAAAAGUUCUGAUCAUGGGGGGAGAUUUUCGUCAAGUUCUUCCUCUUGUAAGAAAAGUUACUAAGGCACAAAUGAUUUCAGUGUGUAUUGUUCAGUCUCAUUUAUGGAAUCAUACCAAGAUUUUGUGUUUGCGUCAAAAUAUACGAUCAUUGCAUGAUCAAGAGUUUGCAGAAUUUCUUAUUCGCAUUGGUGAUGGUGUUGAACCUACCAAACCAGAUGACAUGGUGAGGUUACCUUUACAUAUUGCAAUCCCAUGGGAAGGUGAACAUUCCAUACAAGUACUUAUCCAACAUAUUUUUCCUAAUUUAGAAUUGCAUGGUUGGGAUGCCCCAUAUAUGGUACAAAGAGCUAUUUUGACACCAACAAAUGAUGAUGUCCAGAAAUUGAAUGAUAUGAUUAUCAAUCAGUUUCCAGGAGAAGAACAUAAUUUGUUAUCAUUUGACGAGGUUGAAGGAGAUAAUCAUAAUUUAUACCAGCAAGAAUUCUUAAACUCAAUUGCACAAGGUAGUUUGCCACCACAUAUUCUAAAGAUAAAAAAGGGUGCACCUUUGAUGUUGUUACGAAAUCUAGAUCCUAGACAUGGAUUGUGUAAUGGGAUCCGGUUAUUAUGUCGUGGUUUAUUUAUGAAUAUGUUGGAUGUGGAAAUCUUGACAGGAAGCAACGCAGGAAAACAUGCUUUUUUGCCUAGAAUUAAAAUAAAAACAUCUGCAAGUGAUGGACUGUCUUUUGUCCUUAGUAGAAAUCAGUUUCCUGUGCGACUAAGUUUUGAAAUUACAAUAAAUAAAUCACAAGGACAAAUCAUUCCAAAUGUUGGAAUAUAUCUUCCACGACAUGUUUUUAGUCAUGGACAGUUAUAUGUGGCUUUAUCCAGGGGUGUUUCACAGACUACAACAAGAGUUUUAACCAGGGAAGGAAAAUUGAAAGGAGAAGAUGGUGACUACACAAAAAAUGUAGUCUACAAACAAAUUCUUUUAUCGCACCCGCAUGUAUUUAUUAAGUACAUUGAAAAAAUUGCUCACACGUUGAUUCCCAUUUUGGCUACACGACAUACCAAGCUUAUAUUCCAAACUAGAACACAGUGA